AUGAAUGGCCCAAUUGAAGGAGCAAUCAAAUCUCGAGCAGCAUCUAUUUUCGCCUUGCCUUCAUUGGCCAACAUGAGCAAAAAGUCUAGAAAGCUUCACAGGACUAAAGGGAGAAAUAACAAUAGGCAAUGCAGGAAACUGGGAUUGGUGCCAAACUCCGGAAUGGACAUUGUUCCAAAUGUUCAAAAUCCUUGGUCAGUUGGAAUGCUCGCAAAGCGUCUAUGGCAUCGUCGUCUACCAUGGAACCGGAGGAGCAAUGUUGGUAUUGUUUAUACCUCGUUUUGGACUGAUGGAAGGAAACGACCCUUGGAUCUUUUAGAAGUAGCUGGGACUUCAAAGAAACAAAGAAUGAUUAUCAAGGGAAAUAAUCCAACAAUAAUUCCUCAGGUAAUGGCUCUUGAGACUAACUUGAAUGUGUCUAAUACUGAUAAUGAAAUAGAAUCUGAAAAAGGUUUUGCGGUGGUUGAACCAAAUCAACCGCCUUUGUUCAUAUGA
Messenger RNA from Oldenlandia corymbosa var. corymbosa, 495 nucleotides. Lineage: Eukaryota; Viridiplantae; Streptophyta; Magnoliopsida; Gentianales; Rubiaceae. The record is from the annotation of a GenBank genome assembly.